GAAAACGCUUAGUUCCGGGCGGCGGCAGCCGCCGCCAUCUGUCACCUCAACUCCGGCUCCAACUCCGGCUCCGGCUCCGGCUCCGGCCCGAGCCCCCAGUCGCCCCUGCCCGGCCUCCUGUCUCCUCGGCGGAGGCUGCUUCCCGGCCCCUUCAUCUCUCUGCUCUGUUCUCGUCACUGGCCUCUUUCCCCACAUGGAUCUGGUCGGAGUGUCAUCCCCUGAACCAGGGCCGGCAGCGGCCUGGGGAUCCAGCAAGUGUCCAUGGGCUACCCCUCAAAAUACAAUAUCUUGUUCUUUGGCUGAUGUAAUGAGUGAACAGUUGGCUAAAGAGUUGCAAUUAGAAGAAGAAGCUGCCACUUUUCCUAAAGUUGCUGUUGCUGAAGGACCAUUUAUUACUGGAGAAAACACUGAUACUUCCAGCGACCUAAUGCUGGCUCAGAUGCUACAGAUGGAAUUUGACAGAGAAUAUGAUGCACAGCUUAGGCGUGAAGAAAAAAAAUUCAAUGGAGAUAGCAAAGUUUCAAUUUCCUUUGAAAAUUAUCGAAAAGUACAUCCUUAUGAAGACAGUGAUAGCUCUGAAGAUGAGGUUGACUGGCAGGAUACUCGCGAUGAUCCCUAUAGACCAGCAAAACCAGUUCCUACUCCCAAAAAGGGUUUUACUGGAAAAGGAAAAGACAUCACCACCAAACAUGAUGAAGUAGUAUGUGGGAGAAAGAAUACAGCCAGAAUGGAAAAUUUUGCACCUGGGUUUCAGGUAGGAGAUGGAAUUGGAAUGGAUUUAAAACUAUCAAACCAUGUUUUCAAUGCUUUAAAACAACAUGCCUACUCAGAAGAACGUCGAAGUGCCCGCCUCCAUGAGAAAAAGGAACAUUCUACUGCAGAAAAAGCAGUUGAUCCUAAAACACGUUUACUUAUGUAUAAAAUGGUCAACUCUGGGAUGUUGGACACAAUCACUGGCUGCAUUAGUACAGGGAAGGAAUCUGUUGUCUUUCAUGCAUAUGGAGGGAGCAUGGAAGAUGAAAAGGAAUGUAGUAAACUUAUACCUACAGAAUGUGCCAUCAAGGUGUUUAAAACAACCCUUAAUGAGUUUAAGAAUCGUGACAAAUAUAUUAAAGAUGACUUCAGGUUUAAAGAUCGCUUCAGUAAACUAAAUCCACGCAAGAUCAUCCGAAUGUGGGCAGAAAAAGAAAUGCACAAUCUCACAAGAAUGCAGAAAGCUGGGAUUCCUUGUCCAGAAGUUGUGCUACUCAAGAAACACAUUUUAGUUAUGUCUUUUAUUGGCCAUGAUCAAGUUCCAGCCCCCAAACUGAAAGAAGUAAAGCUCAGUAGUGAAGAAAUGAAAGAAGCCUACUACCAAACCCUUCGUUUGAUGCAGCAGUUAUAUAAUGAGUGCACACUCGUACAUGCCGACCUCAGCGAAUACAACAUGCUAUGGCAUGCUGGGAAGGUUUGGUUGAUCGAUGUCAGUCAGUCUGUAGAACCUACCCAUCCACAUGGCCUGGAGUUCUUGUUCCGUGACUGUAGGAAUGUCUCACAGUUUUUCCAGAAAGGGGGAGUAAAGGAAGCCCUUAGUGAACGAGAACUCUUCAAUGCUGUUUCAGGUUUAAAUAUCUCAGCAGAUAAUGAAGCCGAUUUCUUAGCUGAGAUAGAAGCUUUGGAGAAAAUGAAUGAAGAUCAUGUUCAGAAGAAUGGAAGGAAGGCGGCUUCAUUUCUGAAAGACGAUGGAGGUCCGUCAGUCCCACAUGAUGAAUAGCAGUACCAGCAUCCACUGCUUCCAGUGUUAGCACAGCGGUGAUCUCUGGCUGCCAAUGCCAAAUGCAGUUACGGGUGCCUGGAAAAUACCAAAACGUGAGGAGGCGUGUACAAUGGUGCUCUGUGCUUUUUUCCCCUUGUAACCCAUAUGCCAGAGUGUGGAAUUUUUAGCUCGGCAUCAAGAGAAUAAAAUGUCACUACCUCUCAUCUUAUGAAUCUUACAUACCUUAUGAACAGGAUAAUAUAAUUCUUUAACAGGUACAGGUUAUCUGGUUGAAAUCAACCUGAUUUUACAGAAUUCAUGAUAUAAAAUGUUUUGAUGAGAAUUUUUAAAACUUAGGUAGUAUUUCCAAAUAUGGGAGGAAAGGACAGAUGUGUUUACAAGGGAGGCUUUUAUUACAACAUACUUGCUCUGAUCACCUCCCUGCUUUGUGUUUCAUCUUUCCUCAGUUAGCCGGCCUGAAAUUAGCCCUUCUCAGUUCUUUUUCCAGAGUGUGGCCAUGAUUCUAAAGGAAAGUGUCUUAUUUUAGUAGGUGUUGUCCAUGGAAAUCUGGUUUCAGAAUGGUUGAUGGAAAGAUAUAAGCAAAAUACUUUUUAUGGGUACAUCAUAAAUAUAAACUGAAUUCUUCUUUCCCAUAGUCAUAUCCAAGAAAAGGCAUCGUAAGUUUCUGAAAGAUAAAUAUAUAAGAUCUUAACCAUCCAAAUUUUUAAAAUUUAACUUUCAGCAUUUCCACAUUUAGGUUGAAAUGGAUAGAAUAUAACUCAUGGUGUGGUUGCUCUGCAUUUAUAAUGAAAAUGUAAAUUACCUGGAAGGACAAAAUAUAAGGUUUAACCUUGUUUGACAUAUUUUAAUGAAGCCAAUGACACAAAGUUCAGUUUACAUUUCACUCAAGCUACAUACUUACUGAUUUAUUUUGAGAGAAAUAUAGCAAGCUAAUUAGAAAUAUUUCAUAGUCAAAUGAUGAACACUAGCUUUGAAAUAAGUUGGGUACCAAAUUAACCAACUAAUUUAAUCUAUCUGACCUCACUCUUAAUAAUUUUUAGUACUGGCUGGAUGCCACUUCUUAAAUAAAACAAGCACUGUACUAGAAAAGUACAUUAACUAUGAUGUAAUCAUUCUUCCUAUUAAUUUCAGAUUGGAACCACUGGAGACCCAAUCUGCUAACAGAAAGUAAAAAUGUAAACAUUAUUUACACUUGAAAGCUUCUCCUUUAACAUUAUUUAAAAAUGCCAAAUAUGUUUUUUCUAGAAAAAUAUUUAUUUUUGUUUCUGUUGUAUAACUUUCACUGCAUUUUAGAGAAGUGUGAUUUGGGGUAGAUACUUAAAUUACAUUUCUGAAAUGUCUACUACUCCAAAACAAAGAUUUCAAUGACUGGUGAUUAUUGGCUUUACAGAAAUUUCAGAGAUCUAAUUUUUAAAAACCAUUAACCAUUUAAAAAGUUUUUUGUUUUGUUUUCUGACAUACUCUGUUUGUCUAAGAGCAGCAAACCAUUGCUGUGUGGCAUUCUUGGAGUGUGCUGUGAAUACACUUUUUAAGAAAUUAAAAAUGAAGAGAUCAUUUUAGAA
Molecule: messenger RNA, 3318 nt
Organism: Phyllostomus discolor (pale spear-nosed bat)
Lineage: Eukaryota; Metazoa; Chordata; Mammalia; Chiroptera; Phyllostomidae
Gene: RIOK3
Product: RIO kinase 3
Exons: 13
Coding region: 194-1753 (519 amino acids)
Biological process (GO): maturation of SSU-rRNA; protein phosphorylation
Cellular component (GO): cytosol; preribosome, small subunit precursor
Molecular function (GO): protein serine/threonine kinase activity; ATP binding
Source: RefSeq, a predicted model, not a curated record